AUGCAGAAUGGAAAUGGUAAUUCUCAAAGCCAUUUGACCAUUCAGACCAAUUAUCCCGUUCGUAAUGAAUUUAUCACUAAUGGUGUGAGGAAAACUGUCGAGGAGAUUCGUGAGUUGCCAAUGUGGACUGAAAACAUUGACCUUAACACUGACAUUCCCAAAGUUGAGUGUGUUGUUCUUGCCUCCAUUAGGCUCUUGGAGGAAGAACACAAUUGGUUUUAUGUAGCACAUCGACCUUGUAAGAAGAAAGUGAAGACUAAAGCUGAGUUUCUCAAGAUUGCUGAUAACAUAACAGGGGAACUGCAGAAUGCACCGUCUGAUAGCUUGUGGUGUGAUAAGUGCAUGUGCCAAGCGACAUCUGUCAUUCCAAAAUUCAGGAUCCAAUUUAAGGUCCAAGAUGCGACUGGUAGCACUUCAUUUAUGAUGUUUGACCAAGAUGUUGCUCGCCUUUUGAACUUGUCUGCAAACUAUAUUCGUGAUCGUCAAGUUCAGUCUGAGAAUCCCAAUGGUUUCCCUCAUGAAUUGGAUGCUCUUGUGAAUCGUAUGCUUGCGUUUAAGAUUGUCGUUAAUUCUUACAAUGUUCGAAACAAGUACUAUGUCUUUACUGUUAUCAAGGUUUGUGAUGAUCCUGAUAUAAUUGAUGAAUUGCUUUCAUUGGAAAAUCAGCCAGAGGUAUGA
Molecule: messenger RNA, 678 nt
Organism: Erigeron canadensis
Lineage: Eukaryota; Viridiplantae; Streptophyta; Magnoliopsida; Asterales; Asteraceae
Exons: 2
Coding region: 1-678 (225 amino acids)
Source: RefSeq, a predicted model, not a curated record